Ceutorhynchus assimilis (cabbage seed weevil) is the source of this 3464-nucleotide messenger RNA. NCBI's taxonomy places the organism in Eukaryota, Metazoa, Arthropoda, Insecta, Coleoptera, Curculionidae. The record is from the annotation of a GenBank genome assembly.
GGGCAAAGGGUAAUGUUAUGUCAGCCAUAACAAAUCAUUUUAAUAAUAUUUUUAUUAAAACUUUCCUCUUAAUAUAAUUAAUAAUUAAAAUAGUUAUUUAGGAUUUUCUAAUGACGAUUUUACCGGCUAUCCGUAAGGCAACAAACAAUGCGGAAGAAAACAAUGACAGCAACCAACAAAAUGUUGCUGUCGAUAGAACUAAUAGGAGAAAUGAGAUAAACUCCGAAAAUAACUCGAAUUCCAGAAGACCACCUUUCAAAAACGAUCGAAAAGAAAGAUUAAGAAAAAGAUUCAAAGAACCUGAAAGAAACCGCGACAGAGAAAGGGACAGGGAACAGAAAAGGGACAUAAGACGUGAGCAAAAAAGAGAUCGAAUUGUAGUAGCAAACUUGGGAAGUGAAUCUCUUUCAGAUAGUAAUACUGAUAGAGUUGAACCCACUGUGGAGACCACUUGCAAUAAUAAUAAGAACACUCCUGAGGUGAAAGUAGAUGCUACAGGCUUCAAUAGUGAAGAUGAAUAUGAUGAUAAUAAUUUCAAAGAUAGAGUUCUUACUGGUGUGGAAUGGCAGAAGAGAGAUGAACACUUCUCUCGUUACAUGAUAAGAUUGGGAUGGGAAAUUAAACAAAUGAAGGAAGAUGGAGCUUGCCUUUUCCGUUCUAUUGCAGAUCAAGUUUAUGGGGAUCAAGAAUUUCAUAAUCAAGUUCGUCAGGACUGCAUGAAUUACAUCGUGCAAAAUCGUGAUUAUUUUGAACCAUAUGUAACUGAAGAUUUUGAUAAGUAUGUAGCUAGAAAGAGGACUUGGCAUGUUCAUGGAAAUCAUUUGGAGAUUCAAGCCAUGAGUGAACUUUAUAAUCGAACUAUUGAAGUUUACUGCUAUCAAAUUGAACCAAUCAAUAUAUUCAAUGGUUCUACAACAAUCAUCAACGCUAAUGAACCAAUAAGGCUUUCUUAUCAUAGAAUGUGUCACUAUAAUUCUAUAAGUAAUCCAAAUAAGCCAUCUGUUGGAGUCGGAUUGGGAUUGCCCAACUAUCAUCCUGUAGACAUUGAUAGACGCAGAGUUCAUGAUGCAGUAAGAGCUAGCGAACAAUUGCUUAUUGAACAGACUAUGCUUGAAGAUAAGUUGAAUGCUACAGAUUGGGAAGCCACGAAUGAAGCUAUUGAAGAACAAGUGGCUCGCGAGUCUUACAUCCAAUAUUUCCGGGACUCGGAGAAGCGGUUGAAAGACCAGGGCCAUCCUUUGGCUAGUGGUAGCAGUUCCACUGUUACAUCGGCCACAGUCUCCAGCCCAAGAGCUUCUCGUCGAGGAUCUGUAUCUCCUAAAGGAUGUCAAUCUCCCAAAGGAGGAGGUUCUCCUAAAACUAUAACUCCAUUAGCGAGCCCUCGAGCGAAUUUCGGAUCUAACUUGGAGCCUGAUGUUCUCCUCACCUAUGUGCCCACCCAAGAAGAAGAAGCAUUUGCCAAAAGAGUGUACAAUUCACCCCGUCGAAUCUCAGAACAAAAUGAAACCUGCAUGAACCUGGAAAAGUUCGUAAAAGAAGAAGCAGGACCUUCUUCCAUCAUUGAUAACAUGAGUGGUUUUGAAGACUUCGAUCAAGAAAUAAUGGCACAAGUUCUAGCUGAAUCGCAAAAAACUUAUUUGGAUGAAUUGAGGAUCAAGUCAAGGAAAAGACACGAAUCCCCGGAACCAUCAACUUCAGAUUAAAAUUAUGCUUUAACAUACUUAAGGCCGCUUCACAGAUCGCAACUUUUCUUGCCGCAAUCUUUCAGACUACAGCCAAGUGGUAAUAAUAAAAUAUUUGAAUCCCUGCAGGUUUUAUUGUAAGCAUAAAAACUGCGAAGUGUAAAGCAGUCUUUAGGGAGGACUGACUUCAUCCGUUUUAUUUCUUCUUAAGAUUAAAUAGUUAUUUAAUUAAAUUUAAGUGACUAAAAAUAUGAUAUUCAAUCAGUUGUGCAUUCUAAUUGUUUGAUUCAAUAUAAAUGUAGCUUUUAAUUCUCUAUCUUUGAUGUACAUUUCAAUUCUUAUGUCAUCCAAGUAGCUAUAACUCGUAUGCAAAUUUUUGAAUAUAUAUAUUUUAUCCUUUUCAUUAUUUACUUGUAUGACAUGGUUUGUUACAAGUUGAAUUUUCCUCCCAGGUUUUCAUUACUUCUAUUUAGAUUUUCAUUUUACUAUCUCAAAAACUGGUUAACCAAGACAGUUAACAUAUAGGUGUCCAGCAGGACUAGUGGUGCCGCGAGACGAGACUAGACGAGACUUGGUUGGUCUCAUCGCGUCUCGACAUCUUGAUACGAGACCGUGACUUAGUCCCGGUCUCGAGUACCAAAGUCUCAUCUUGUCUCGAGUGGUCUUGUCUGGCCUCGAGUUAUACAGGGUGUCCGGCAAAUAGCGUAAAAACUCUUCACUAUGUGUUGAAGGACCCUUCAAGGAAGAAAAAUAAUUUAAAAAAUCUAGUGGCAUUGUUAGGAAAGUUAUUUGCAUUUUAUAAUUUAUUAAAAUUUGCAACACUGAAAAUAUCCCGUUGACAAUAUGUCAGAGAAUUAAAUGAAAUACCUGAAAAAAAAAAUUAAAAAAAAAAUAUAAAAAAAAAUAAAAAAAAAUAAAAAAAAAAAUAAAAAAAAAUUAAAAAAAAAUAAUAAAAAUAAAAAAUAAAAAAAUUGAAAUUGUAAUUACCUGUAAAAUUCAAAGGUGAAUUUUCACAUUUACCUCUUCAUACCUAUUACCAAAAAUAAUUCUGGAGAAGGAUUUUUUUAAUUAUUUUUCUAGGGUUCACUGAUUUUAUAUUCAAAUAGCCCAGAAUAGUCCAAUAUUAAAGCUAUGAAAGAAAAAUUUUAAUUGUAAUCUCGAGACUCGAGACUACGCCAGACUCUCGUCGAGACUUCACGAGACGAGACCCAAAGCCAGUCUUGUCUCGAAAAGAGACGAGACGAGACCAGUCUCGAUUCUCGCGGCAUCACUGAACAGGUCGAUUUAUAUCAGGUCAGCUACAUAAACAAAACUCAAUAGCUGACAUUGAUUAUAUUUAUUUUGCACAAAAGUGCCGGUACUUUGAACACAAUUUAAUCCUUGAUGGUUGAGCUAAUGGGAGCUAUGAAUGUAUAUUUUAUAUCAAAUGUUAUAUGGGUACUACGCAUGACGCAUGUCACCUACAAACCUGAGGCUUACUCAGGACUAAAAUGUGAUCCAGUACAGAGCCCAAGUAGAUACGUGCUUGGGUGGGAAAAUUCAAAAUGAAUGUGAAAUAUUUCUAAAUUUUUAGAGGAGCCAUUUAGUUCUAGUUAAAUAAUUUGUGAUAUACCUAAUUAAUUUUUUUUUGAUAACAAGUUUUUUUUAACAGAGUUUCUCAUUGUUGUAUUUAAUUUUUUUUUUUGUUACUGAGAAUAUAAUAUUACCUUCAAUUUGAAUAAUUGUCAUUAUAUGUAUGAAUCUAUUACAUAGUCAUUUUGUAUUAAAUAUACAUAAUUAUAA